Lolium perenne is the source of this 2102-nucleotide messenger RNA. RefSeq names its product wall-associated receptor kinase 1. The record is from RefSeq and is a predicted model, not a curated record. Lineage: Eukaryota; Viridiplantae; Streptophyta; Magnoliopsida; Poales; Poaceae. Gene Ontology annotation, cellular component: plasma membrane. Gene Ontology annotation, molecular function: calcium ion binding; protein serine/threonine kinase activity; ATP binding. Gene Ontology annotation, biological process: protein phosphorylation; cell surface receptor signaling pathway.
AUGGUCGCCUCCCCGGGGCAAGCAUUAUUUCUAACACGGGUGCGCGCUGCGGUGAGCUCCCGCUGCAGCGUGAACGCCACCCAUUUCCUGGGCAAGAUCGAGAUCACGGACCUGGGCAAGAAGAAUAGCAUGUUCCUCCUGUCGGCGACUCUCAACGUCCUCGUCGGCGUGGGGUCGAGCGUGGAGCCUAUCAUGCUGAGCGACUUCGGCGACACGGAGAAGACGAUGGCCUUCAGGCCAUCGUGCAAAUCGGAAAUGAUGGACAACCAGCAGUUCGCGGCCAACGGGUCGUGCGCCGGGCUAGGCUGCUGCUUGGCCGUCCUGCCCUUGCCCACGCAGACGCCGCCGCUCACCAGGUUCGGAGCAGGGUUCAUGCCCCGGCCGAAGAGGCCUCCGUCGACGUGGGAAACCACAACCACUCCGUGCUCCUACGGCAUGGUGGUGGAGAGCUCAAGGUACAACUUCUCUACGCCGGACCUGUACGGCCACGAGGGGCUGUCCGGCAGGCUCAGUAGGGGCGUCCCCGUCGUGCUUGAUUUCGUCAUCAGGAGCAGCGCAGGUACGUCUUCCUCGUGUCCGGUGGAAGGCCGGCAGCGACCUGCGGACUACGCCUGCGUCAGCGGCAACAGCUCCUGCCAUAACGCGACCGGAGGUGGCUACGUCUGCAGGUGCUGGGUUCAUUACCAUGGCAACCCUUACAUCGCCAACGGAUGCCUAGACAUCAAUGAGUGUGAGCUGAGAAAACAGACUGACGAGCUCAGCCUUCGGUAUCCUUGCUCCAGUGACGGGAUUUGUAAGAACAGAGUGGGAGGUUAUGAUUGUCGGUGCAAAUCUGGAAUGAAAGGUGAUGCCAUAAAGGGACACUGCUCAGAGAAGUUUCCCCUACCAGCAAAGGUGGUUGUGGGUCUUGCUGCCUUUAUUGUUGUCUGCGCUCUCAUGGUUAUGUCGCGUCAACUCCUAAAAUUCAAGAGGUUCUAUGAACAAAAUGGUGGUCCAGUACUAAAAGGUGUAAAGAAUAUAAGGAUCUACAGAAGGAAACAACUAAAGCAAAUAACAACUAACUACAAACAUGUUAUUGGAGAGGGCCACUUUGGAAAGGUUUACAUGGGAACUUUGGAUGACAAACAACGUGUGGCUGUAAAGAUUUCCAUCAAAAUUGACAAGGACAUGAAGAAGGAAUUCACUGAUGAGGUUAUAAUCCAGUCUGAAAUGAGGCACAAAAAUAUUGUCAGGCUUCUAGGUUGUUGCUUAGAGGUGGAUGUUCCAAUGUUGGUGUAUGAAUAUGUAGAGAGAGGGAGUCUAUAUGAUGUUCUGUUUGGAUUGAGGCGCAUAGAUCUUAUAUCAGUAGAUACACGCCUUGGAAUUGCUGUUGGGUCAGCCGAAGGACUAGCAUACAUGCAUUCAGCAGUGGAGAGUACACUUCGUCAUGGUGAUGUUAAAUCUGCCAAUAUUCUUCUAGAUCAAAAUUUCACCCCAAAAGUUUCAGACUUUGGGACCACAAGGCUGCUCGUGAGAGGAACUGCAGAGAUGACUGAACGUGUCAUUGGAGAUUUAAGUUACAUAGAUCCAGUAUAUAUGGAACAGGGAGUUGUUACACAAAAGAGUGAUGUCUACAGUUUUGGUGUUAUUCUCAUAGAACUUAUCACUAGGAGGCCUGCCGUGUACGACAAUCAAAGGAGGUAUGUUGCAAACUUUGUUCAAGCUUCUCUUGAUAAAGACGCAGGAAGCUUUGUUGAUAAGGCUAUUACAAGUGAGGGGGAUAUUAAGCUUUUAGAAAUGGUCAGCGAGGUUGCUGUAGAGUGUCUAAAACCUAAUAUAGAAGAGCGUUUGGAUAUGAAACAAGUAGAACAACGCCUCAACCAAAUUAUAGGACAAUCUGCACAAUACUGUCAGAAGACAAACUACCAAGCGGAUCUUAGUCCUGCACCAGAUGAUGUUGCUUUGCUCAAGGAAGACUGAAGUAGCAAUAAUUAAAACAAGUAUGUCAUUAAUUUGCUUCUAUUCUUUGUGUAACUUAUAGCAGUUUUACUGGUUCUGAUAUGUAAAUACAUCAAGUCAUGUACCAUUAUACUAUAUUUGAAGUAGAGUGACAAAUUCAGACA